AUGCCGGGCCCGCUCGAGGAGCUCAAGGCCAAGGUGGACGAGGCGCUCGCGAAGAACUUCCGCGUGACACACCGCUGCAGGAAGGACGGGACGCACACGAUGCGUGCCAGGGCGGUCGGCGACGCCGCGCAGCUCCCUAGCCGCGUCGUCAACCUGCGUCAGCUCGGGUUCGCCGCGGUGAUCCCGGGCGACACGGUCGUGGAGGCGGUGACCACGCAGGGCAUCAACUCGUUCCUCCAGCUGUACAACGGCGCGCUCAUCAUGCGCCUCGUCCUCACCUGGUUCCCGAACCCUCCCGCGGCGCUCAUCUCGCCCCUCGCCACCGUCUGCGACCCCUACCUCAACCUCUUCCGGGGCCUGAUCCCGCCGCUCGGGGGCUCGAUCGACCUGUCGCCGAUCCUGGCGUUCAUCGUCCUCGAUGUCUUCACCUCCUCGGCCGCGGCCCUCCCCGCCGAGAUGCCUAAGGGCGGCGCCGAGGCCCAGGAGGCAAAGCCGCGCCGGGGACCGCUCCGCAGGCUGUUCGGCCGCCGCGCCGCCGAGGAGCAGCAGUAG
This is a messenger RNA of Pedinophyceae sp. YPF-701, 552 nucleotides long. NCBI's taxonomy places the organism in Eukaryota, Viridiplantae, Chlorophyta, Pedinophyceae. The record is from the annotation of a GenBank genome assembly.